AGAUGGAAAUUGUUAACGUUUUAGAUAAAGAAAGUGUUUCAAUUCGUCAUUUGACAAAGAGGUUUAAUGUUGGGAAUACGCAAGCAGCUGAAAAAGCCAAAAAUAAGGAAGAUAUCAUAGGUAAAUGGCAAUCUGGAACUAAUAGAUAUCAAAAGAAGGAUUUUUUAAAAACGGAAAGUUUUGCUAAAGACAAAAGAUGUUUUAAGUGGUUUGUGAAAGCUAGAAAUCAGAACAUUCCAAUCUCAGGGUCCUUAGUGAAAAUGAAAGCUAAGGAAAUUGCGACUACUUUGGGCUACAAUAAUUUCAGUGCGUCCGACGGGUGGCUUCAAAAGUGGCGCAAGAGACAUAGUGUUAGUUUUAAAUGCAUAUCUGGUGAAGCUGCUGCAGUAAAUCAAGGUGAUGUGUCACAGUUUUUGGAAAAACUUCCGUCCAUGUUGCUUGGCUAUAAACCAGAAGAUGCAGGUGAAAGUGGACUUUUUUUUCGUGCAUAG
This is a messenger RNA of Cylas formicarius (sweet potato weevil), 491 nucleotides long. Its product is annotated as tigger transposable element-derived protein 6-like. The transcript has a single exon. Gene Ontology annotation, molecular function: DNA binding. Gene Ontology annotation, cellular component: nucleus. The record is from RefSeq and is a predicted model, not a curated record. Bases 3 to 491 code for a protein of 162 amino acids. Lineage: Eukaryota; Metazoa; Arthropoda; Insecta; Coleoptera; Brentidae.